Molecule: messenger RNA, 1115 nt
Organism: Talaromyces stipitatus ATCC 10500
Lineage: Eukaryota; Fungi; Ascomycota; Eurotiomycetes; Eurotiales; Trichocomaceae
Exons: 6
Coding region: 126-1076 (316 amino acids)
Cellular component (GO): RNA polymerase II transcription regulator complex
Molecular function (GO): DNA-binding transcription activator activity, RNA polymerase II-specific; transcription cis-regulatory region binding
Source: RefSeq, a predicted model, not a curated record
ACACCCUCAAUCAGCAAUAUUCGCUUGAACUACUGAGAAACUAUUCGGUAGCGGUACAGCGAGCUAUCACAAGACGCCCACGACAGCCUGGGGCUAAAUUCUUCUUCGACCUGCAGAGAGCCGAAAUGAAGAAAACACUCACUUUUAUAUCAGGGCACUGGUCCGCCAAGGACAAUGACAGUGAGCACAUCUCGUCAAGCCGCAGUCAGUCUGCGUACUCGAAACGUCGGGAACAAGUUCGCAAAGCUCAACGCUCACGCGUAUACAGCAGUCAUCGAGAACGCAAAGCUCAUUACCACAGCACACUCGAAAGCGAAGUCUUGCGUCUGCGGACUAAUGAAGCCAGCUUCUUGAAGAAAAUAAGCGAUCUGGAGGCUCAGUUAUAUAGCCUCCAAGAGGUCAUAAAAAUCAAUGGUAUUGAACUUCCCACAGUCGAGAAGUAUGGUCGACAUGCUACGGAAUUAGAUACCAACGCUGCGCUCAUGCUUCCAAUUGUGGGUGACCCAAAUGUCGAAAACACCGUGCAUGACAUUCCUGCGCCGCGCCAGAGAUCAAAAAAUGCCAAUUCUACGACGGAUAUCACGCAGACAUUGUCUUCACCUAGCCCGAAACUUGGUCAACCUGCGGAGGCCGGAUCAGCUAUGGAUAAAACAUUACUUGCCCACGGUAUGGAAUUUGUCCUAACACUCGAAAAGCCUUGCCUUGGUCACAUUAAUGUAGAUCUCAAUAAUUCGAGCGAGCCUUCUGGCCAUGUCCUAACCGCCUCCAUGCCAUUGUUAAGUACCCAUCAUUAUCCCCAUUCUUUUAACGAUGGAUCCCCAUCACUGGAGGCAUCAAGGACGAUCUUUGAGCGUCUAACCACUUUGUCCUCCGAACUCGUGCAUGAUGAAGAAUUCAGCCCUAUACAACUAUGGAAUUAUAUCAUGGAUCAACCACUGGCAUACAAACUCGAUAUAACCCAACUUCGUGUACUAGCUGAAAGUCUAGUCCAUCAUGUCCGUUGUUAUGGGUUCGGUGCAGUCUUGGAGAAGGAAGUCUGUGUCAAAAUGGUUGCUCGGAUAUUGACUUCUAAUUGAAUUUGUUCUUGCUUUUAUAGAUCUGGCUUUAGGAUGUCC